AUGGCAGUCGAGCCCACUACAAUCCAGUCGGGCGUCGUGCCGACCAAGUCGAAGCUCUCGCUCUUACACGGCUCAAACGACCCUCCGCUCGUCGACUUGACCCUCGGCGAGCUGCUAGAGCUCCAAACAUACCAGUACGGUACCAAGGAAUGUCUCGUUAUUCCUUGGACUGGCGCUCGCUGGACGUACAAUGAUCUCAACCAGCAGAGCUCGUCCCUAGCCGAAGCCCUCCUCGACAUGGGCAUCGGCGUGGGUGACCGCGUCGGUAUCAUGGCUGGAAACUGCGAACAGUAUGCCGCCGUCUUCUUCGCCGUGGCCAAGAUUGGAGCCAUUCUCGUCAUUCUGAACAACACUUACACACCGACCGAAGCCAUGUACGGCCUGACCUUCUCCGACUGCAAGGUCUUCUUCACCACCAAGAAGAUUGGUGACCGAGUCGACAACAGCAGGCUUCUGAGCGAGGUGGCCAACGAGGAGGGCAUCAGCCGCAAGGUGGUAAUUCUGCGAGGUGAUUCAGAGGGGUACACCUCGUACCAGGACUUGAUCAACUCCCGGCAGCGGAAGGGCCACGAGGCACUGUACCGAGCCAUGAGCAAGGUCCUCCCACAUCAGGUUGUCAACCUGCAGUUCACAAGCGGCACGACCGGCUUGCCCAAAGCAGCUAUGCUCACCCACCACAACCUGGUCAACAAUUCCCGGUUCAUCGGCGACAGAAUGAGACUGACCUCGGCAGAUAUUCUCUGCUGCCCACCACCACUGUUCCACUGCUUUGGCCUCGUGCUUGGUCUCCUCGCCAUCGUCACACACGGAGGCAAGAUCGUGUAUCCCGCCGAAGUUUUCGACAUCCCCUCAACACUGCAGGCUAUCUCCGAUGAGAACUGCACCGCCGUCCAUGGCGUCCCCGCCAUGUUCGACUCCCUCUUCCAGGCCAAGCUCCCCGAGGGCUUCCAGUGCGACAACCUCCGAACCGGCAUCAUCGCCGGUGCGCCAGUGCCCCGGUAUCUGAUGGAGCUCCUGGUCAAUCGCUUCGGUAUGACCGAGUUCACCAGCAGCUACGGCUUGACCGAAGCCUCUCCGACCUGCUUCAACGCCUUCACGGACGACGCCAUGCACAGGAGGCUCACCACCGUGGGCACCCUCAUGCCCCACGCCCAGGCCAAGAUCGUCGACCGCGAGGGCAACAUCCUGCCCAUCGGGGAGCGGGGGGAGCUGUGCAUCGCGGGCUACCAGCUCCAGGCGGGCUACUGGAACAACUCGGAGAAGACCAACGAGACCAUGAUCCGGGACGCCGCGGGGGUCCUGUGGCUGCACACGGGCGACGAGGCCGUCUUCGACGAGGACGGCUACUGCAGCAUCACGGGCCGCUUCAAGGACAUCAUCAUCCGCGGCGGCGAGAACAUCUACCCGCUCGAGAUCGAGGAGCGCCUCAUGGCUCACCCCGCGCUCUCCCGCGCCAUCGUCGUCGGCCUCAAGAACAAGCACUACGGCGAGGUCGUGGGAGCCUUCGUCGAGCUGGGCGAGAGCUCGGCCCAGCCCACCGACGCGGAGCUGAGGGACUGGGUGCGGAACCAGCUCGGCAAGCAUAAGGCUCCCGCGCACGUCUUCUGGCUCGGGCAAGGGGGCGUGCCGUCCACGGUGCCGCUGACGGGGAGCGGAAAGGUGCGCAAGUUCGAGAUGGCGAAGCUAGGAGAUGAGUUGUUGCGCAAGCAGACCACUACCUCCAAGCUGUAG
Clonostachys rhizophaga is the source of this 1731-nucleotide messenger RNA. The record is from the annotation of a GenBank genome assembly. NCBI's taxonomy places the organism in Eukaryota, Fungi, Ascomycota, Sordariomycetes, Hypocreales, Bionectriaceae.